Molecule: messenger RNA, 990 nt
Organism: Raphanus sativus (radish)
Lineage: Eukaryota; Viridiplantae; Streptophyta; Magnoliopsida; Brassicales; Brassicaceae
Exons: 6
Coding region: 16-990 (324 amino acids)
Source: RefSeq, a predicted model, not a curated record
UGCAUAGAUAUUAAUAUGCAAUCAGGACUUGAUCAUCCUUUGCUCAAAAACCAUACAAUCCAGAUGAAACCAUCAGUUUCAAGGACUGAAUCAAAAAGUCAAAUUGGCAUAAACCGAGUACAAAAACAGAUUAUACCAUGUCCAGAUGGAACCAUUCCUGUAUGGAGAAAUACAAAAGAAUACAUCACCAAGGCUCAAGAUUUGGCCGAUAAGCAUGUCCAUCCACUAUCAGAUGAUAGUCCUGGAACACAUAUUGCUGGAGUAAGGUCACACAAUGGUCUAAACCGUGGUGUAGAAGCUUGGUUUAAUGUAUUUCAACUAGACAUCGCAAAAGAUCAUGCCUCGUAUAGUUCAAUAUAUAUAGGCAGUGGAUCGAAUAAUGAGAUCAAUUUUAUCUCAGCGGGUUGGAUGAUAAAUCCAAGCUUGUUUGGUGACGGACGUACUUGGACAUAUGGAUUUUGGAAGGGUAAAGAUGGAAAAGGAUGUUACAAUACGGCGUGUUCAGGGUUUGUUCACGUAUCCCAGACGAUUCCCAUUGUUCAACCCAUUGAUUUUCCGGCUGGCAACACUGUCUGGUUGCAUUACUCCAUCCAUCAGGACAAAAAUACAGGAAACUGGUGGCUUACAGAAGUAGGAUCUGGCGAUAUUGGAUAUUGGCCAAAAGAGUUAUUUAACCUUUUAAACAAUGGUGCAAAUAUGGUCGGAGCUGGUGGUACAGUUCAGGCUUCGGAUUCUGGUUCAAGCCCUCCCAUGGGUAAUGGUCAAUUUCCGAAUGCUAAUCGCCCUGAAAGAUCAGCAAUUUUCGCAAACAUCGAAGUUUUGGAUUCCAACUAUAAGCAGCAUAAAAUGAAUUAUGUUCCUACAGAAGUGAUUCUGGAUAGUCCCAAAUGUUAUGGGCUAACAAUUGGUAAGAAAUUUUUUUUACGACCUAAUAAAUUAGGUUUCUAUUUUAAUUAUGGAGGUCUAGGAGGAAACUCUUGUGGGGUUUGA